Molecule: messenger RNA, 2046 nt
Organism: Candidozyma haemuli
Lineage: Eukaryota; Fungi; Ascomycota; Pichiomycetes; Serinales; Metschnikowiaceae
Gene: CHS4
Product: Chs4p
Exons: 1
Coding region: 1-2046 (681 amino acids)
Molecular function (GO): protein binding
Source: RefSeq, a predicted model, not a curated record
AUGUCCCAUCCUUAUAGACAAAAGGCCUCGGGCCAGAACGGCAUGGGCAACGGCACCGUGGCUUCUAGCCCUAGCUCCACGGCUCACCAGUACUAUAAACUGGAACCCACGCCAUAUCCACUUUCAGACAUUGCCCACGCUCUGGACUCCACUUCAGACGUGAGCUUCAAGAGCUCAAACUCGCAUCCUCAUCAUUACCACUCGCUUGCGGGCUCUUCUUCUAAUGUGGCCUCCACAUCGAGCUCUUCCAACCAUGCUCCCUCCACCGUGUCCAACGGCUACCCACCCGUGUCCCAGAACCCACAGACCGCGUCGAACGGUUACUUUCUCGCGUCUCAAGUGUAUCCGAAGGGUUUGGACGAAACUACGUCUUUACUGAACCGCCUAGCCACUACUUCGCUCCUGAGCCCUCGCUUCACCGCUAAUGAUGGGCCUUCUCUUCAGCAUUACAACGGCAAACUGUCUUCCUUGUCGCCUAGUCAUGACCCUCUGGUUCCUUACCCGGUGGAUGAACCUUCCCUGAUGUCCCAGAACAGAUACCUGGCCAUCUCGCCUCCGCUGAUCCCGGUUUCCGCUGAUUCCUCGGUAACAAACCUCAAUUUGGGCCAAAACCAGCAAAACCAGGACCUUUACCUGAGACCAGAGCAUAAUGUUUCCGUGGCAAGCAGCAUGCCGGGCCAGUUGGCUCGCUAUAGUCAUGCCCGUUCCUUGUCACUGUCGUCAUCUUUCUUCCAUGAUCAGGACUCUCAUAAUCUUGUUAAUGACUGCCUCGGGGAAAACCUGGCUCACUUAAUGCCUCGCAUCAAAACGAUGGAAAUGUAUCGUAAAAACGCAAAGAAGUCUACUGAUCCGGCUGUUUUGUUCCAGUACGCUCAAUACAUGUUGCAGACUGCCUUGAUGGUGGAUGAGAACUCACCAAUCAGCUCGGGCGGCAGCACUCCUAAAAAACCAUCCGGCUCAUCCUUAUCUAUAGAUACUGAUCUGACGAAAAGGAGCCAUCGCAAAUCAAAGUCAUCUAAUUCAUUCGACAUGUCACAGGCUUCUAGCGCUGAAUUGAAGCGCUCUUUACUCAAAGAGGCUCACCACUACUUGAAACGUCUUUCUGACAAGGGUUAUGUUGAUGCUCAAUAUCUUCUCGGAGACGCCUAUAGCUCAGGUGCUUUUGGAAAGGUUGAUAACAAGGAGGCCUUCAGUCUCUUUCUCGCUGCUGCUAAACAUGGACACACCGAGUCGGCUUUCAGAACGGCUCACUGCUACGAAGACGGCUUAGGCACGGGCCACGAUGCCAGAAAGGGCAUUGACUUCUUGAAAAUGGCUGCAUCGAAAAACCACCCCGCCGCCAUGUACAAGCUUGGUGUAUACUGCUUCUACGGACGUAUGGGUGUAUCACAGAAUGUCGACACAAAGAAGGCCGGUAUUAAAUGGUUGGAAAGAGCUGCUAACGUCGCUACCGAGUUGACUGCUGCAGCUCCAUACGAAUUGGGAAAAAUCUACUACGAAGGCUUUCUUGACAUUCUCAUUGCCGACAAGAUGUAUGCCCUCAAACUAUUUUCAGAUGCUGCUGCUCUAGGUCACGUCGAAGCGGCUGCUAUCCUAGGUCACCAUUACGAAAUCGGUGAAGUUGUUGACGCCGAUGCUCAAUUAUCUAUCAACUACUACACCAAUGCUGCUGUCGCAGGCCACCCAAAAUCCAUGCUUUCCAUCUGCGCCUGGUACUUAGUCGGGCUGGAACCAUUCUUGCCCAAGGACGAAGAUGAAGCCUUUGAAUGGGCUAAGCGAGCUGCUGCAGCUGGUUUGGCGAAGGCGCAAUUUGCUCUAGCGAACUUCUAUGACAAAGGUAUUGGCUGUGAGAAGAACCUUAAGGAGGCCCAAGAAUGGUACACCAAGGCAGCCGAGAACGGUGAGACCAAGGCACUCUCGAGAAUCAGCAACAAGGAUGUUGCUGCUCGUGCUGCAAAAUUGGCUAAAAAGAACCGCAAGAGAACAUCCUCGGGCACCUCUAGUCCCGGAAGUGCACCACAGGAGAAAGACUGCGUGAUCGUGUAA